UGAAGGCAGAGCAGCGCAGCCAGGAGCCAGAGCUCACCAAUGUGUCUGCUGGGGGCGCUGGGGCUCCUGCUGAGCUGCCAGGCUGCAGCCGCCUUCAUGGUGCACAUGGGCAGCUCCUGCUCGCUGGCAGCCAACGGCUCUGCCACCGACUUCGAGUUCAGCCUGGUGUUCAACAAGAAGCCGCUGGUUUGCUACGAGCCCCACGCCCGGCGCUUCGUGGCCUGUGACUAUGGGCUGCUCCAGGCCGUGGCCGCUCAGUUGGCCGCCGGCCUCAACAACGGCAGCGCCUGGAUCCAGCGCGCCCAGAGCCGGCAGCGCGCCUGCGCCCAGCUGGGCACCCGCUUCUGGGCCAGCACCGCGCUCAGGAGCACACCACCCCACGUCCGCAUCGUGGCCACUCCCCUCCGUGACACAUCCAGCACCGUCGUCCUCACCUGCCACGUCUGGGGCUUCUACCCCUCGGCACUGACCGUCCUGUGGCUGCACAACGGGGCCGUGGUGGCCACUGGUGACACCACCAAGAUCCUGUCCAAUGGUGACUGGACCUACCAGACACAGGUGGCCCUGAGAGCCACGGCUGAGGCUGGGGACACCUUCACGUGUGUGGUGCAGCACGACAGCCUGGAGCAGCCCCUGCAGAGGCACUGGGGUCCUGGGUUGUCCCCAGGGCUGAUGGUGAACGUGGUGGUGGCGGCGGUGACGAUGAUCCUGGGGCUGUUGGUCUUUGCUGCUGGCACCUUCAGCUACUGCCUUCAGGCACCAGAUCCUGGUCCUGAUCCAGCAGCUGGUCCCAGUCCUGAUCUGAGUGCUAGUCCUGCUCCUGGUUCUUAUCUUGGCCCUGGGUCUGGUCUCAGUCUUGAAUCUGGUCUUGGUUCUUGUCCUUGUCCCCAUCCUGGAUCUGGUCCUUGUCCUGGUGCUGAUCCUUGUCUCCACCUUGGAUCUGGACACCAUCCUGGUCCUGGAUCUGGUCCCUAUCCUGGUCCUGGUCCCCAUUCUAGUCUUGGUGCUGGUUACACUCCUGGUCCUUAUCCUCAUCCUGGAUCCAAUCCUGAUACUGGCCCCAGUCCUGGUGUUCAUUCUGGUCCUGGUGCUGGUCCUGGUUCCCAUCCUGGUCCUGGUGCUGGCCCCAGUCCCAGUGUUCAUCCUGGUCCUGGUGCUGGUCCUGCUUCCCAUCCUGGUCCUGGUGCUGGUCCCAGUCCUGGUUCCCAUCCUGGUCCUGGUCCUGGUCCUGGUUCCCAUCCUGGUCCUGGUCCUGGUGCUGGUCCCAGUCCUGGUUCCCAUCCUGGUCCUGGUGCUGGUCCUGGUUCCCAUCCUGGUCCUGGUGCUGGUCCCAGUCCUGGUUCCCAUCCUGGUCCUGGUGCUGGUCCCGGUCCUGGUUCCCAUCCUGGUCCCCCCACAGCCAUUUGUGGCCACGCAGUGUCCAAAGUCUGAGGUCCCAGCCCCGAUGUGGGGGGGAGGAGGGUGAUGUCCCCCCCCAAUAAAGCCACUUGCG
Messenger RNA from Colius striatus (speckled mousebird), 1492 nucleotides. RefSeq names its product HLA class II histocompatibility antigen, DM beta chain-like. Gene Ontology annotation, molecular function: MHC class II protein complex binding. The transcript is spliced from 5 exons. Gene Ontology annotation, biological process: immunoglobulin production involved in immunoglobulin-mediated immune response; immune response; positive regulation of T cell activation. NCBI's taxonomy places the organism in Eukaryota, Metazoa, Chordata, Aves, Coliiformes, Coliidae. The record is from RefSeq and is a predicted model, not a curated record. Bases 40 to 1431 code for a protein of 463 amino acids. Gene Ontology annotation, cellular component: membrane; MHC class II protein complex.